This is a messenger RNA of Gymnodraco acuticeps, 6601 nucleotides long. RefSeq names its product protein diaphanous homolog 1-like. Gene Ontology annotation, cellular component: actin filament; cytoplasm. The record is from RefSeq and is a predicted model, not a curated record. Gene Ontology annotation, molecular function: actin binding; microtubule binding; small GTPase binding. Gene Ontology annotation, biological process: actin cytoskeleton organization; actin filament polymerization. NCBI's taxonomy places the organism in Eukaryota, Metazoa, Chordata, Actinopteri, Perciformes, Bathydraconidae.
GCACAGGCUCCUCCCAGCAGCUCUGACCCACUGUCAGAAGAACAGGAAGACUCCUCUGCCGCUAAAGCUGUAGUCGCUCGCUUCCCCCUGUCAUUUAGGGGUUAAAAGUUAAAUAAACUUGUAGCAGUCAUGGAAACUAAUUUAGAAAACAAGUCGGGCCAAUUCAUCCGUAACAUCAUCUCGUCACCCGUGUUGUAGUCGCCGAAACAACUGGUGGAAGUGGGAAGAGCGGAGUUUUUUUUCUUUCCACGGGGCUUUACCUACUGUUGUCAGAAGAGCUAGCGUAGCUGAAGCUAAGAGUUAGCUCACUUAUUACCGCAUACUUUCGAGACUCAAAGUUCACUUUGUUUAACAUAUCGGUUCGUAUCACACGUGGAUCCUAUAAGUCGUUUUUUGUAUUUUAUUAACGCAACAGGAAGUGUUCGUACUUUUCCUUCCGAGGGCUUGGGCUGUGCUUUGAAUUUCCCUCCUUCAGUGAUACAGACAGGCGGUUUAGCGAGGGGCUCGUUUGGUGUAGUUGGCUCUCUACCAAAUCAUUAGCAGCAUUGUGCUAAUUGUGGCUAAGUUAGCCAGGCACUAGCUUAGGCCCAAGGGAAUAAACAGUUGGCUUUUUAACAAAGUUUUGAAACACCUUCUGAGGAUACGUUUGCUAUUUUUUUUACGAUUGAGUUCUGGGAGAUUACCGCCACAAGGGUUUAUUCUGUCUCCCAACUCAAGGAAACGGAUUAAAUUAUCAGUAUGGAUCCAAACACGGGGAACUCUGCUUCAGCGGCUGGUCCCAAGAAGGACAAGAAAUCAAAGAAGAGCUACGAGGAUGGAGAUGGGAAAAAGAAAUUUAAACUCAAACGCCUGAUUCCUGACGAGUUGGAGCGUUUCACCAGCAUGAGGAUGAAGAAGGACAAGGAGAAGCCCGGCCCGGUCCCAAGUCAACGGCACUCUUCAGCGGCCAACUACGAGAUCAACGCUCAGAGUGCCAUGCUGCACGAUCUUUCAGAUGAGUCUGUCCUGGACCUGUUCGAACAGAUGCUGGUGGAUAUGAACCUGAAUGGGGAGAAGCAGCAGCCUCUCAGGGCAAAAGACAUUAUGAUCAAACGAGAGAUGGUCUCCCAGUACCUCCACACGUCUAAAGCGGGUCAAAACCAGAAGGAGAGCACCAAAUCAGCCAUGAUGUAUAUCCAGGAGUUAAAGUCAGACUACAGAGACGCACAGCUGCUGAGCUGUCUGGAAUCUCUGCGAGUCUCACUCAACAACAACCCUGUCAGUUGGGUGCAGAACUUCGGAGAUGAGGGGCUGGCCCUGCUGCUGAAUCUGCUUAGAAAACUACAGGAUGACAAAGAAGAGUGCUCACACAUCGGAGUGAAAUGUCAACACGAGAUCAUCCGCUGUCUAAAAGCCUUCAUGAACAACAAGUGCGGCCUAAAAUCCAUGCUGGAGUCAGUGGAAGGGAUUCCUCUGCUGGUCAAAGCCAUCAACCCCCGGGUGUCUCACAUGAUGGUGGACGCUGUCAAGCUGCUUUCUGCCAUCUCCAUAAUGGAACAUCCUGAGAACCUUCAUGAGCGUGUUUUGGAGGCCAUCACAGAGGAGGCAGAGAGACAGGACAUCGAAAGGUUCCAGCCUCUCCUUUCUGGCAUGAGAAAUCACAACAUCGCUCUAAAGGGUGGCUGCAUGCAGCUAAUCAACGCCUUGAUAAGCCGCGGAGAAGAGCUGGACUUCAGGAUCCAUAUUCGCUCUGAACUGCUGAGAUUGGGACUCAGAGAGCUGCUGACGGAGGUGCGGAAGAUAGAAAACGAAGAGCUGAGGGUGCAACUCACCGUGUUUGAUGAGCAGGCUGAAGAUGACUCUGAGGACCUCAAAGCGCGUCUUGAUGACAUCCGCAUUGAGAUGGAUGAUGUGAGAGAAGUGUUUGAGAUCCUAGUCAACACAGUGAAGGACUCCAAGGGAGAAACCCACUUCCUGUCCAUGAUGCAGCACCUGCUGCUAGUUCGUAAUGACUACUUGGCCAGGCCCCAGUACUACAAGUUGAUAGACGAGUGUAUUGCUCAGGUUGUGCUUCACAGAAAUGGAGCGGACCCGGACUUCAAGUGCCGUAGCAUCGGCUUCAACAUCGAAGGCUUGAUAGACAACAUGGUGGACCAAACCAAGGUAGAAACAAGCGAGGCCAAGGCAUCUGAGCUGGAGAAGAAGCUGGAUGCAGAGCUGACAUCACGCCACGAGUUGCAGGUGGAGCUGACGAAACUGGAGGGUGACUAUGAGCAGAAGCUGCAGGACUUGAGCCAAGAGAAGGAACAGCUGGCCAAUUCGAAGCUGGACCGAGAAAAGGAGAACCAGGGACUGCAACUACAGCUUGGCACUCUGCAACAGCAGAUUGAAAAGCUGUCUAAAGAUCUGGAAGAGGCUAAGACGAGAGUUGUCACAGUUACUGUUCCCGUGCCAACACCAGGUUUGCCGCCUCCACCUCCCGCCCCUCCUCUCCCAGGCCAGAAUGCAGGUAUGCCCCAUCCACCUCCACCCCCGCCCCUACCUGGCCAGACAGGCAUGCCUGGUCCCCCUCCCCCUCCUCCUUUACCGGGUCAAGCGUAUAUUGCUCCUCCACCUCCUUUACCGGGCAUGCCAGGACCCCCCCCCCCCCCACCCCUCCCUGGCAUGCCAGGACCUCCACCCCCCCCACCCCUCCCGGGCAUGGCAGGACCACCACCCCCUCCACCCUUACCUGGGAUGGGACCUCCACCACCGCCACCUCCGCCAGGGUUUCCUGGUGCCCCCCCUCCACCGCCAGGCCCAGGUAUGCCUCCCCCUCCACCGUUUGGCAUGGGGGGCUGGGGGGCCCCCGCACCACCCUCACUGCCUUUUGGACUCGAGCCUAAAAAGGAGUACAAGCCUGAGGUCCAACUGAAGAGAGCCAACUGGAGCAAGAUCGGGUCUGAGGACCUCUCUGAGAAGAGUUUCUGGAUCAAGGCAAAAGAGAAUACAUUUGAAAGCAACGAGCUCUUUGCCAAACUCACCUUGGCCUUCUCCUCACAGACAAAGCCCACUAAAGCCAAAAAGGAGCAGGACGGCGGGGAUGAGAAGAAAACGACGCAGAAGAAGAAGGUGAAGGAGCUGAAGAUUCUUGACUCCAAGACCUCGCAGAACCUUUCCAUUUUCCUGGGUUCGUUCCGUCUUCCUUAUGUGGAAAUGAAAAACGCCAUCUUUGAGGUUAAUGAGAAGGUCAUCACAGAGUCCAUGCUUCAGAACCUGAUCAAACUGCUGCCAGAAGCAGAGCAGCUGAAGGUCCUGGGAGAAAUGAAGGAGGAAUACGACGACCUGGCUGAGUCUGAGCAGUUUGGAGUAGUGAUGUCCGGCAUAAAGCGGCUGAUGCCACGGCUUCAGGCCAUCCUGUUCAGGCUGCAGUUCGAGGAGCAGAUGAACAACAUCAAGCCAGAUGUGGUGUCUGUGACAGCGGCCUGCGAGGAGCUGAGUAAGAGCCAGUCCUUCACCAAGCUGCUGGAGAUCAUCCUCCUCGUAGGGAACUACAUGAACGCUGGCUCCCGCAAUGGGAAGGCAUUUGGCUUCUCCAUAUCAUACCUGUGCAAGCUUCGUGACACCAAAACAGCUGAUCUGAAGCAGACACUGCUCCAUUUCCUGGCUGACGUGUGCCAGGAGCAGUACCCAGAGAUCAUGGGCUUUGCAGACGAGCUCGUCCAUGUGGAAAAGGCCAGCAGAGUUUCGGCAGAGACACUCCAGAAGAACCUUGAGCUAAUGGGCCGUCAGAUCAAGACACUGGAAAAAGAUCUGGAAACCUUCCCUCCUCCACAAAAUGACAAGGACCUGUUUGUGGAGAAGAUGGCAAUUUUUGUGAGUUCUGCCCAUGAGCAGCAUGAGAAGCUGGAUCUGCUGCACAAGAAUAUGGAGAAGCAAUACACCGACCUGGGACAGUACUUUGUCUUUGACCCGAGAAAAAUCUCAGUGGAGGAAUUCUUUGGAGACCUCAACACCUUUAAAAACAUGUUCCAGCAAGCAGUAAAGGAGAAUCAGAAGAGGAAGGAGGCUGAAGAGAAGAUCAAGAGGGCCAAACUGGCCAGGGAAAAGGCAGAGAAGGAGAAGGAGGAGAAACUCAAGAAGAACCAGCAUCUCGACAUCAACACAGACGGGGAUGAAACUGGUAUCAUGGAUGGUCUGCUGGAAGCGCUGCAGUCGGGCGCUGCCUUCAGGAGAAAGAGAGGACCACGGCAAGCAGACUCAAUUGUGUCUUUGUCACAGCUAGUUCUGGAGACCUGUUCGCCAACCACCGACGAGCUGGUCAUGCAGUGACCAGCAUCCUGGCCAAAGAGCUGAUGCAGGAAGACACGCCUCCAUCCAGCCAACUGCCCGCAAAGAAGAAAAAGUCAGAGGAGAAGGAAGAGCCCAAACUAGAAGGAGUGGAGUCAUUAGAGGAGUUACUGGAGGCGACUCUCUCUCGGUCCAAUUAGGCCCCCACCACAGAAAGAUUUGACUAAGUCAUUGUUAUCCAAAUGCAGAUGUAUUUCCUAGCCAUUCCAGGGGCCAAUAUAAAUCUGAGAAAAAAAGGCCCUGUGUUUUCUCCAUGUCUAAUCAGGCCCCUCUUUAAGGGUAGCAUUGACUGUGUCUUCUGGGAGGACAGGGAGUGGCAGAGGAUGAGUGCGGGGCUCUCACCUCAGCCACGACCCCCUGGAUGUCCCUCAUCAACCUUUGGAUCUUUGCCAUCAUCAUAAACAUGUUAUUGCUUUCUUCAGCAUGUGCACAUAUCUAUUGUUGUCUGUUUCACUUGAUUCACCUGUUAUUCAUCAAAGGGCAUCUUAGGCCAUUCCAAAGACUUACUCAUAAGGGAUCCUUCCUUUUUUUGUGGUUAUUUUCCGCAACCCACAUGUAGACUGGGAAUGUCUAGAAUUUGGCAUCCUGCAGCGUUUCCUGUGGACGUUCCAGGCCAAGACCACUUUGCGCUUUUUCACAUAUUUUUUAAACCUAUGAAACAUAUCGCUUUGCAUUUGUCUCAUAUACUGUAUGUUACUGUUUGUUAAUGUUAAUCAAUUUGCUGUGUUAUUGAAAAAAAAGUGCCAACCAAUAGACAUCCAGUCUUGUCAUUUCACUCCCAGGUAUCGUCCAAUCACAGAUUGUACUCGCGGCUGUGUGGACUCAAACAGCCGUCAUCUCCUGGGUGGAUCACUGUGUUGUUGUAAUGAGGGAGAAGGGAUUGUGUUCACUGGUUAGCACGCUUUAGUUAGAUUUCACAUACAAUAUAUUAAUUUACAUAAAUGUGUCUAAGCUACCACUCAUGCCCACAACAGUUAUAUGAAGAAACUGCUUAUAUACAUUGAACAUUCCUAUAAACCGCAGAGAGAUGUAGAUUGGCAGAGAACGUUCGACAGUCAGUUAAACCAAAAGAAAAACUCUUAAAGUUUUAAAGUGUGUUUCCAUACAAAAGCUAGCCUGAGCAGUUUACAUGCCUGUAUGUGUAUGAGAAUAAGUGUGUGAAGUAAGCCACCUAUAUUUAGUUGUAUGUGCCCAUUCGACUUCCUACAUUAUGUGUGUUUGUGCAUUUAGGUUUAAGUGUGUGCGUGUUUUGCCAUCUGUAAUUACUGAACGGUACCAACCAUGCUGUCAUAAAUCCUAGGUUUCAUAAACCCUCUUUGUGGUCUUUCUGCUGAGGAUAUAGCCCACUGGAAAAAUGCCCGAAAACUGCUGAGACAAGUAUGUGUGUGUGUGUGUUGUUAACCCACUCUCUCUCCCACUGAACUGCAACAGUAGUUGAUGAAUGUCUGGCCUUGCUCUUAUUUGCAUUCAGUAGCCAUCAGCAUACAUGUUGCCCUGAUGUUGUGGUGUAAUAUCUGACAGGAAUCCUGAGAGGUGAUGUCAGCUGCUCCAUGCAAUAUGUAUAACUAUGCAAACACAAUACUGUAGUGUGUGUGCUCCAGCUCUGAUACCCAGCAAGCCUCAGGAAUCUAGAAACUACCGGGUGGACUCCAGCGGUCUUUAUCAAGCCACUGAUUGAGAUCAGAGCUUAACUGUGCCCAGGGAAGGAGGGACAUGAUUGUAUCUCAGAAAGUUCAGCAUAAAUAAAAUAAUCUACACCAGCAACACCAGCUUUUAUAUAUCUUCUAUUAAAAUUGGAAUAUCUUUGGACAUGGAGGAACUGGAACUUAACAUACAAAUAAAUGAGGUUCUUCAAGUACAGUAUAGGUGUAGAGAUCCUUAAUCAAGUGCUCCAGCUGCGUUUCAAUCCAGUAACUCAAGUUGCUGCGCCUGCUCUGAAGCACACAGUUUGUCGUAGAGAAACUGGAGGCUGCUGUGUUUCAUUCUGCUCGUCUCUGCAGGUGGACAGUGCCGGCGGUUGGGUCCCAGAUAUUGAAAGUUUUAAACAUAAUGGAGAGAAAGAUUAAAAUGAGAAUAGGAAAGAAUCACUGGAAUUGUUGUUUUCUAAUCUGAUCAUUCCUAUUGUUUUUGUUUUUUUUUAAGAGAUUUUUUUCUAUGUGAUUUUUACAGUUGAUUAUUUUAAUGUAUUUGAAUGGAGACACCAUUUAUUUUUUUUUUGCUCUGUAUACAGAAUAAUGCACAUAGUCAUUCUGUUUGCUACCCAGGACUAUUAAAAACGUCUUAAGUAAAUAAA